This is a messenger RNA of Sphenostylis stenocarpa, 2343 nucleotides long. NCBI's taxonomy places the organism in Eukaryota, Viridiplantae, Streptophyta, Magnoliopsida, Fabales, Fabaceae. The record is from the annotation of a GenBank genome assembly.
AUGGCUUCUCCCUCCCAUGGCAUCAUCGUCCUGCUAUUCUUGUUGGUCACAGCCUCAGCUUGGGAAGCAGAAAAGAGAACAUUCAUAGUGCAAGUGCAGCACGAUGCAAAGCCUUCCAUCUUCCCCACUCACAGGCACUGGUACGAGUCAUCCCUCGCCGACGGCACCUCCAUAAUCCACACCUACCAAACAGUGUUCCAGGGAUUUUCUGCAAGCCUCUCAGCCGCAGAGGUGCAGAACCUGCAGUCACUCUCCCACGUCAUAGGCCUCAUACCCGAGCAGGUGCGCCAACUCCACACCACGCGCUCCCCUCACUUCCUCGGCCUCAACACCGCCGACAGGGCUGGUUUACUUAAGGAAACCGAUUUCGGCUCUGAUCUCGUCAUAGGAGUCAUAGACACCGGCAUUUCCCCCGAAAGCCAAAGCUUCAACGACCGCGAUCUAGGCCUCCCUCCCCCCAAGUGGAAGGGUCAAUGCGUCGCCGGAAAAACCUUCCCCCCCACCUCAUGCAAUCGCAAGCUCAUCGGAGCCCGCUACUUCUGCGCCGGCUACGAAGCCACCAACGGCAAAAUGAACGAAACACUCGAGUACCGUUCUCCCAGAGACUCCGACGGUCACGGCACCCACACCGCUUCCAUCGCCGCCGGCAGGUACGUCUUCCCGGCCUCCACCAUGGGCUACGCCAAGGGAAUGGCCGCCGGCAUGGCUCCCAAGGCUCGCCUCGCCGUCUACAAGGUCUGCUGGAACGCCGGCUGCUACGACUCCGACAUCCUCGCCGCAUUCGACGCGGCCGUGGCCGACGGCGUGGACGUGGUAUCCUUGAGCGUCGGUGGCGUGGUGGUGCCCUACCACCUGGACGUCAUUGCUGUGGGGGCCUUCGGGGCAUCCGAGGCUGGCGUGUUCGUGUCAGCCUCGGCGGGGAACGGUGGUCCCGGCGGGCUGACGGUGACGAAUGUGGCACCGUGGAUGACGACUGUCGGGGCGGGAACCAUAGACAGAGAUUUCCCUGCAGAUGUUAUUCUGGGGAAUGGGAAGGUGAUUGAUGGGGUGAGUGUGUACGGUGGGCCGGGUCUGAGUCCGGGUCGGCUGUACCAGCUGGUGUAUGCGGGUUCUGACGGUUACUCUUCCUCUCUCUGCUUGGAAGAUUCGUUGGACUCCAAGUCUGUGAGAGGCAAGAUCGUUGUCUGUGACAGAGGAGUCAAUUCAAGAGCUGCCAAAGGCCAAGUCGUGAAGAAAGCCGGAGGAGUUGCCAUGAUUUUGACCAAUGGUCCCUUCGACGGAGAAGGUCUCGUCGCUGACUGCCAUGUUCUCCCCGCUACCUCCGUCGGUGCCGCUGGCGCCGACCACAUUCGCAGAUACAUCUCUUUCGCCUCACAGUUACGGUCUCCCCCCACCGCAACCAUCGUAUUCAAGGGCACAAGGCUUGGGGUUAAGCCGGCGCCAAAAGUGGCAUCUUUCUCUGCCAGAGGGCCUAAUCCGGUCUCCCCUGAGAUUCUGAAGCCCGACGUGAUUGCUCCCGGAUUGAACAUUCUUGCGGCUUGGCCUUCUACUGUUCCCCCUUCUUCCCUUCCUUCUGAUCCCCGCAGGACUGACUUCAACAUACUCUCCGGCACUUCAAUGGCCUGCCCGCACGUCUCUGGUUUGGCUGCUCUUUUGAAAGCGGCGCAUCCCGAUUGGAGUCCCGCCGCCAUCAGAUCUGCCCUCAUCACUACUGCUUACACUGUGGACAAUGGUGGAGGAGGAGGAGGAGGAGGUGGAGGAGGAAGAGUAGGAGGCACUUUGUUGGAUGAGUCCACUGGGAAUGUCUCUUCCGUGUUUGAUUAUGGGGCUGGCCAUGUUCAUCCGGAGAAGGCCAUCAACCCUGGCCUCGUUUAUGACAUCUCUACCUACGAUUAUGUCGAUUUCCUCUGCAAUUCCAACUACAGCGCUCAUGAUAUCCGAGUCAUCACCAGAAAGGGUGCAGACUGCAGUGGGGCAAAGAGGGCUGGCCACGCCGCCAAUCUCAAUUACCCUUCUUUAUCUGCCCUCUUUGAACAGUAUGGGAAGCAACAAGGCAUACUCAUGUCCACACACUUCAUUAGAACUGUCACCAAUGUUGGAGACCCCAACUCGGUUUACAGGGUCACUGUUGCAACCCCUGCGGACACCAAGGUCACGGUGGAACCGGACACGCUAGCUUUCAGGAGGUUGGGUCAGAAACUGAACUUCCUUGUUAGGGUCCAAACGAGGCAAGUGAAGCUUUCCCCCGGGAGUUCUUCUGUUAAGACUGGUUCCAUAGUUUGGUCUGAUGGCAAGCACACUAUCACCAGUCCCUUGGUUGUCUCCCUGCACCAACCUCUCUGA